Molecule: messenger RNA, 782 nt
Organism: Drosophila albomicans
Lineage: Eukaryota; Metazoa; Arthropoda; Insecta; Diptera; Drosophilidae
Product: protein FAM136A
Exons: 3
Coding region: 96-560 (154 amino acids)
Cellular component (GO): cytoplasm
Source: RefSeq, a predicted model, not a curated record
UCAGACGGAAAGCAAUUCAAGUUUGACCAGCCUCAAAUAUACAAUAACUACAUCUAAAAUAUUAUUUUUAACAAUUUUUCUAAAUUUUUCAAACAAUGGUGGAACAACAGAAGCGUCGCUUGGAGGGCGCCAUCAGCGAUAUGAUUGAGGACAUGUAUCGCAGUCACUUGCGUCGCAUGCAGUCGAAGAUGCAUCGCUGUGCCGCCGGUUGUUGUGACGAUGAGCGGGGUUCCUUGGAUAGCGUGCAACGUUGCAUUGAGAAGUGUGCUACACCGCUGAUGGAUGCACAGGAUUAUCUGCAGAAUGAGCUGGGCGAGUUCCAAAAUCAUUUGCAAAUCUGUGUCAAGGAAUGCAAUUCAGAUGCACGUUCCAAGUUGCCGAUGAAUCCCAGUGAUCAGGAAAUGUCACGAUCGCGACAUCUCUUCGAGGUCUGCACUGGCAAUUGUGUGGACAAGCAUAUCAAUCUGUUGCCAGGCCUAAUGAAGUCCAUUAAACGCACACUUGAUCAGGGAGUUCCCAAGCGAUCCAAUCUACGCCAUCAAAGCAACGAGAAUGCUUGACACUUUGGCUCGUUAAUUAGGAAAAUUAUUUCGUUGGUUGUUAACCUCAAUCCCAGUUCCAUGCCGGAUGCCAAACCCAAGCCCAACCCCAAUCCCUUGGCCUGAUAAGCUGCCACCUGUAGGGUCACGGUAGCAAUCCAGAUAAGGCAUUUUUUCAAUUCUUUGUGACUAAAAUUUGUUAGGUUUUCAAAUACAAUUGUGUAACUUAUGUAUUUUACUUUA